Molecule: messenger RNA, 5977 nt
Organism: Fukomys damarensis (Damara mole-rat)
Lineage: Eukaryota; Metazoa; Chordata; Mammalia; Rodentia; Bathyergidae
Gene: Cers6
Product: ceramide synthase 6
Exons: 11
Coding region: 63-1241 (392 amino acids)
Biological process (GO): ceramide biosynthetic process
Cellular component (GO): membrane
Molecular function (GO): DNA binding; sphingosine N-acyltransferase activity
Source: RefSeq, a predicted model, not a curated record
GCCCUGCGCAAGGAGAGCUCGGCGGGUCUCGAGAGCCACAGGACAGGAGUGGACAAAGCAAGAUGGCAGGGAUCUUAGCCUGGUUCUGGAACGAGAGGUUCUGGCUCCCGCACAAUGUCACCUGGGCAGACCUGAAGAACACGGAGGAAGCCACCUUCCCGCAGGCUGAGGACCUCUAUCUCGCCUUCCCCCUGGCCUUCUGCAUCUUCAUGGUGCGGCUUAUCUUUGAGAGGUUUAUAGCCAAACCAUGUGCCAUAGCCCUCAACAUUCAGGCCAGUGGCCCACAGAUUGCCCCACCAAAUGCCAUUCUGGAAAAGGUUUUCACUGCAAUCACAAAGCAUCCUGAUGAAAAGAGAUUGGAAGGCCUCUCCAAGCAGCUGGACUGGGAUGUUCAAAGCAUUCAGCGCUGGUUUCGGCAAAGACGCAACCAGGAGAAGCCCAGCACCCUGACGAGGUUCUGUGAGAGCAUGUGGAGAUUUUCAUUUUACCUGUAUGUAUUUUCCUACGGAGUUCGGUUCCUGAAAAAGACCCCCUGGUUGUGGAAUACAAGGCACUGCUGGUACAACUACCCCUAUCAGCCUCUCACAACUGACCUUCACUACUAUUACAUGCUGGAGCUAUCGUUUUAUUGGUCCUUAAUGUUUUCCCAGUUCACUGAUAUCAAGAGGAAGGACUUCGGCAUUAUGUUCGUGCACCACCUUGUAUCUAUUCUGUUGAUCACCUUUUCCUAUGUCAACAAUAUGGCCCGAGUAGGGACCCUGGUCCUCUGUCUUCAUGACUCAGCUGAUGGCUUUCUAGAGGCUGCCAAAAUGGCAAAUUAUGCCAAGUUUCAGAAAAUGUGUGAUCUUCUGUUUGUUAUGUUUGCCAUGGUUUUUGUCAUCACACGGCUGGCUAUGUUUCCUCUCUGGGUGUUAAAUACCACAUUAUUUGAAAGUUGGGAAAUCGUUGGACCUUACCCUUCCUGGUGGGUUUUUAAUCUACUGCUCUUGCUAGUACAAGCGUUGAACUGCUUCUGGGCUUACUUGAUUGUAAAAAUAGCCUGCAAGGCUGUUUCAAGAGGCAAGGCUGGGAAGUGGAACCCUUUACAUGUGUCCAAGGAUGAUCGAAGUGACAUUGAGUCUAGCUCAGAUGAGGAGGACUCUGAACCUCCAGGGAAGAAUGCCCACACUGCAACCACCACCAAUGGGACCAGUGGUACCAAUGGGUACCUGCUGACUGGUUCUUGCUCCCUGGAUGAUUAAUUGCAUAAAACUAUAUGUCCUGAACAAAGUGAACUAUUUGUUCUUGGAAGUAUUUAAUAAGUUGCAAAUGCAGUUCCUUUCAUAAUAUCUCAUACCACAAAGAAAAAUUAGGAUUAUCUAAGCAUUUUGAAUAGUACACUGCCGUAUGUCCUGUCUGUGAAUGAAGAAGAAAUACCAUUCUCUCUGUGUAGGCAUGCUAUAUGUAACUGACACAAGGGAACAGUAUUUGCAUUUGUACUUUCUUAGAAUAUUAUUUAUUUUUUGUAUGUUUGUAAAUCUGUGGACAAAAGAGGGUUUCCUUGCUUCUUUGAUUCUCUGGGUUCGUGACAGUGAAGGAGAUACUACAUCUGCUCCUGCCUCUUUCUUUUGCUGCAGUCCAGUGUGCUGUGAGCACCAGCUUAGCUUAUCACUUAGAGCAAGCAAAACCCAGAGCGAGAUCCUCACACAGAGCCAAUAAGUUUGCUUUCUUUGUGUUCCUGUGCCUGCUAUGAAAUUGCAUAAUCAGUCUCAGUGACCAUCCUCCCAGUGUGAAGCUUAAACAGCAUCACAUAGGUUUUUAAAUUGUUGCUCUUCAUGGACAGUUAUUGGGAUGCUUUUUUGAAUGUUGUAUGAAACUGCUUGGGAGUAGAUUUUAUUUCUUAUGCACACAGCCAAGAUUUGUUCCGUGAGUAUGGCAGUUAGUUGGGGAUUAACCUGUAGGUUAGGGAAAUUUUUCUAUUUUCAGUAUGUGAUGAAUGCAGUACUCUGGCUUUGCUUAAACUCUUAGUUAUAAGCAAAUAAAUCACUAUUAGUAUUGGGAAUUUGUUUCAUGUCCUGGGAAUAUCAAGAGAGCAACUGACUAUAGUCAGGUUUUGCCUAUGCGUAUACUUAGUACAGUCUUCUGUCACGUACUGAAAAGGAAGCUAAGAGUAUUUUGGGAUGGAAAAGGGAGUCUUUCAGGAGUUAGUACAGAUCACCCCAGGGCAAAGCACUUUAUUGCAGCCAGCUUUUGAGGAAAAGCCCUAGCUUUGCUGAGCAAAAUAAAGCCCAUGGAAGACUGACUGUUGUACCCAUUGUUAUUCCUUUAAACAAAUCCCACUUUUUUGUUACUGAAAACUAGGUAGUGUGAUACUCCAAGUCCUUUUUAUUUGCUUCUUUGAAGACUUGUAUGCUUUCCAGGAAUUUUUAUUCAAUUUUUAUUUCCAGAAAAGUAGCAAAAAUUGCACUGGGCAAUUGCAGUAUCAGCAAUGAGAAAAAUUACUGAAGAAUAAAGUCUCCUUAAGGCUUCUCCACAGCAGUGUUAUAUAUGGAUAAGAAUACCAUGCACAUAUGCCAAACAGUGUCUCUCUUUUCUUCUAACUUCUAGUAAGAGAGAAUAAAAUAGGAUUACAUGUAGUUAUUUUAUAAAUCAAAAAUACCAUCAUCUAAGACAAAUCCAAAACAAAAGUGCUGGAAUGUAAAUGUGUGAAAUAAAGCACAGUGAAAAUAACAGAAAAAUAUUACAGUGUGCAUAGUCUGCCCAGAGCCAUUCACAGUUAAUCUGGUUAAAAAGAAAACUAAAAUCUUUGUGCCUACACUUUGCAAUCUGUGAAUUAAUAGUUAAAAGAAUAUUUCCAAACAAAACCUUUUUCACUGUAAUACUGAGUUUCCCCCGACUCGCUUCCAAUAAGAUGUUUCUGGUGUGAUCUGUAGUAAUAAUUGAAGAGGUCAGAAAUAUGUCUGCUUUUUUAUAUAGAAAAUAACAUGACCUUUUCUGCUUAUGGACCCUUGUUAUUUUAUUUCACAAAACAGACAUAUGUCUAGGAGUGUAAUUUGUGGAUGGUUGAGUUUGUAAGACCAGUCACAAAACACCAAAACUUACUGUUAGUCAUCAGAAAAUCUGCUCAAAUGCAAAUAGAUCAAAGUAAUAUUAUGCAUGUUGUAGCUAAAAGUUUUGAUCUGGUAAAAGAUUUUAUCACAUAAGAUAUAGAACAUAUUUGUCUCACUUUAAUGUCUUGGAAAAUCCUCCCUACAAUGUGUCCUUGUGUGGGCCAUCUUACACCUGUUAGCACAAAAGAAUGACUUUAAGAUCAGCUUGUAAAUUAAAGAUUUAGGAGAGCUGCAUAAAAUGGUAAAAUUUAUUUUGUCCUUAGCAGAGCCAAAUCUAAAGGAUCUUUUUUUUUUUCCUUUUUCUCAGACAUGACUUAGAAGGAAGAUGGAAAACUCAGUUUUUCUGGCAGUAGCAUUGACACAUUCCACUCUAAAUGUCUAUUUCAUUUCACAUUUUAGGGUAGAGUUCUUUUUGGCUAAUUAAAAUGUGAAUUUGUAGAUCUUUUAGGGUGUGUAUCUACCUGUGUCUGUCUACUGCUGUCUGAUGGUGGCCUGAUAAAGGCUGAGAAAGAAAACUAUGUGAAGUAUCUCAUCAUCCACCUGGGCCAGGCUGUGUGGCUUUUUGUAGGUGUAUUUUGUAAAUUCAGCUGUAGUUUAGUGAGAGUGCUGUUUCUUGUUAAUUAGGCUGUGGUGACAUUUCCUUCCUCUGGUCACAUGCAUACCUUUCCAGGGUAUCAAGGGGUAUGUAGAAAGGACACUAGAAAAAGUGAUAUUUUAAUCUCCAAUGUUAUAGCUCUUCUAGAUCUGUUAGUGGGGGAAAACAUAGAAAAUAAGGUAGAAUUGGGCCUUGGGUCAGUAAAUGAUAUAAAAGUGUAUGAUCUAUGUGUGUAUGUGUGUGUAUCUCCAAAAACUGUGAUUCAUCUUUAUCCAUAUUCUUGUCAUAAAAACACUAGAAGCUUCCCUGGUCCUUUGUUCUUGCUCCCCACUGAGCUGAGAGUGGAGGAACCCUUUCAGUCUCUCAGCCACAGAGCUACAUGCAGUACAGUCCUGGACAUGAAUACCUGAGGUCACGCAGAAGCCAGAUACGGCUCAUGUUUCUAAAUUAGUCCUGUGGAUUUUGAAAGUAGAGGAGAAACCAUCAGUAUUUUGGAUUAUCACAUAUUUGCUGUAAAAGUGAAAACAGUUCCUGCUUAUCCCCAGGGUUGAACUAACAAUCCCACUCCUGCUGAGCUGCUGGAGAGAUGGUGUCUUGAGCACCCAUCCGAUAUGCCACAGCAUCUCACAAAAAUAAAACAGAAAAGGGAGGGAAGAAGUGAGGUAAAGUCAGAUUAUCUGUAAUCAAAAUGGUAGAUGAACAUCAAAAUGGCCACUUCUGUUGGUACACUUUCCACUCUUGCGUACAAUCAUGCAUUACAUAAUGAUGCUUUGGUCAGUGACAGACCACAUAGACAAUUGUGGUCCUGUAAGAUGGUAAUAUAGCUUCAGCGUAUAGUAGGCAAACCAUCUAGGUUUGUGUAAGUCUGCCUUGAUAUUCGUUCAUAGUGAAAUCACUUAAUGGGAUGUUUCUUGAUCCAUGUUCCUGUGGUUAUAUGAUACAUGACUGUAUUUGAUAGAAUUUGAAUUUGAGCAAACUGAAUGCCUUCAUUUUAGGUAGAAGGGAUCUGAAUCUUCCAUUGUGUAUUAAAUCUCAUUGUUUUUUGGACUAAGUAAAAUGUGAGUCUUCCAUUCAGCUUGUCUGAGACUACUAAAGAGUUCUUCAAAGAGAAAUUUAUGGACAACUGUGAUUGUUCCCAGUCCAUUCAUAAUUCUGCAUUGUUACUUUUGUUCCUAUCUAGAAAUAUUAAAGCCAAAGUUGCCUGAAUAUGUAUUUUUCUUAAUUUGCAGUAUAAAAACUAUACAAAUAAGUCCAAAGGCAUGGAAAGUUUCCAUGUAUUAGUGUAUGUUGGUGUCAUUAUAUCCAGAGAGGGUUCGAGAAACCUUUGGAAAUAAAAGGUUUAAAUGUUUACAUUUCAUGUGGUAUUUGAGGUGUUAACAUUCUGAUGAACUUACCUUUUUUGUCUUUGUCUUCUUUGUAGACAAAUCAUAAUAGCCCAGAAAUGUCUCUAAUAUUGAAAUAAAAUCAACAUCAACCUGAUGUAAAAUAAUCUAUAGCACCUUUUCAUGUGCUAUAGGUAACGUGUGGAAAAAGAAGGUGCCUGGAACUCAAGUUAUGGCACUUGUAUCUAGCACAUUAGUCCACAGAAGGAAAAGUCAUGAACAGCUCAUUAAAUACAAACUAUUCUUGAAAAUGCAGCAAGAUUUUUUUUCUUAAAGAUAUUAUUGUCUCCAAAAUCAGAUUAGGUUUAUCAUGGAGAAAUGAAAUUGUGCCAUUCUCAAAUUGCCACCUAGUAAUUAUCAGUAGUUCCCCUGCUGCAUCUUAGUUCUUCAUAGUGACUAGCCAAAGAAAGACGCUGUGGUUUGCCUUUGUGUGGACAGCACCCUCCAACCCCUAGGGGGCGCUCAGUGCAUACUGAGGACCCUGUCCACUCUACUGUUAGAACUCCUCGAAUACUCAGAGGUAGCAUGUGUGGUGCUGGUUUUCAUGGAGAAAAUUGUAUCUGUUAAUGAGAUCUGCAGACAGCCGAAGAAAUUUAUUCUUUUCCAGGUAUUUCCAACUUGAGUUCUCCAUGAAGACUUGGAAAGGAAUGCAUUACCAAAGGGGUACACACCAAGCCAAAGGAAUAUAGUAAGUCUCUGCAGCCAGGUGGCAUAUGGUUAUCUCCACACAACUGGGCAUUCUCAGCAUUGUGGAGGAAGUGAUAGGAGGGGCCUUGUUAGCCUAGGGUCUAUCUUGUUUGAUCUUACUCAUUCACGUUCAUUUCAGACUUCUAGAACUCUUGGUAAAAGGAAGCAAAUAGGUUGUCGUUUUUCUGCUUUGGAUUUCUCAGUAGCCUUUGGGUCACUUGUGU